Symbiodinium natans is the source of this 2736-nucleotide messenger RNA. The record is from the annotation of a GenBank genome assembly. NCBI's taxonomy places the organism in Eukaryota, Dinophyceae, Suessiales, Symbiodiniaceae.
AUGCGCAUCAGGGGGCUGAUAGGCGCGACCCGCGCAGAGGCGUCGGCACUGUCCGAUGCCCUCCCUUUCGCGGCGGCCGCCCGGCUUUUGGUCGCCUGUGGCCCGCGCUCCUUGCGGCUGCGCGCGCUGCGCGAGCCUCGCCCCGGCCGGCAGCCGAUCCCGCCCCGGCCGGCAGCCAAUCUCGAUGCAGAAGCAGUCGCCGAGCGACGGCGAGAAGCGGCUUGCGCACGCACACGCCAAGGCGAGCUCUCGCGCGCCCGCCAAGUGUUGACCUCAGCCGAACUCGCGCCUGGUGAUGAGGCGACCCGGGCAGCUUUGACUGACCCAGCCAAACGGCCGCCGCAGCCACGCGAGCCCAUCCCGGCAGAGGUGUUGCAGUUCCAACCGCUGACGCCCGUGCGCCUGACUUCCGCCGCGGUCGCUCGCAGCCUUCGCUUCGGCGCCCGGGCUGUCGGGCGCACGAGCCGAUCACUACAAACUCCCUCCGCGCGCACAGAGCUCCGCCAGCAAUGCGAGCCCCUGCAAAAGCGGCGUGGGCCCGCCGCUGGUGGAGCGUGCUCUCUGUGGCCGUUCAGCACGCUGUCGGCCACACGGCGCUGGGGCGCGCCCCAGCCAUGCCGGGACCGGCACUUGCUGAUGCGCCGGCCUUUGACGAGGUCAUGGACCUCGCUGGCCCGGAAGGGCCGAGCUGCUUGCCACUGCACUGAACCGGCCCGCCGGACCGCGUUUACCCAGGAACCGGAUCUGACUGACAACCAGGUCGUCCGCGUACAGCAACAAGGUAACUCUGGGAGCAGCAGAGUCACGACCAAGAGCAACCCCUGGGCAGGAAGCUCGCACUGCUGUGGAAAUGCCAUCGAACAAGAUGUUGAACAGCAAUGGUCCAAGGACGUUGCCCUGACGGACUCCAGCAUUCUCGUCCCAGGAUUCAGACAUCAUCCCGUUGACCAGGACUCGUGCAGACGUGCCACUCAAGAGGUCAUCCAGGACUCGCCAAGUGGAUCCUGUUACGCCGGCUUCGGCAAGUUUGACCAGGACUGCAUCUCUCCAGGCUACGUCGAAAGCCUUCCGCACAUCGACAAAUGCAAAAAAAGUGCGCUUGCGCGCACGAAGGCGCAGCGUUUCAACGAGAUCAUCAAUGGCAAGCUGCCAACUUCGAUGCUGCACAGCACGGGGCGAUGCGAUGUUGUUUGCACUAUUGCCUUUGAAGCGCUUGAACUAGCCGUUGGCUUGUGGACAUCAACAGGUGACAGUGAACCGGCAACUUGCGGCUUUGUUGCAUUGGGCGUGCCGAUCGGGCAUACGGAGUUCGUGCGACGCACCCUCGCGGCAAGGCUUGAGGAAGAGCGCCGCUUGCUGCACGAACUGCCGGAAUUGCCUGAUAUGCAGAGCGCAUGGCUGCUCCUGCUCUACUGUGCCAGCCCGCGUGCCCAACAUGCUCUGCGCACGGUGCCGCCGCUGGACUCGGCCACCUAUGCGGCAGAACACGAUCGGGCGAUUUGGGCAACGCUCCACCACCUUCUAGCGGAGCAGGAUGCGAGCGGGCGGGAGUGGACCGCAGCGCGCCAAAUCGCCUUCCUCCCUGCCGCAUGUGGUGGCCUCGGUCUCGCGAGCGCGGAGGCGCUGCGAGCUGCUGCCCGCUCCGGGUGGGAACGCCGGUGGUGGGGGCAGCUGGGUUGCGCGUUGCAGCGCGCCUUGGCCUCGACGCUGUUGGGCGGUUGCUGGCGCGCGCCGGCGCAGCCAACCGGAGACGAGGGCACGCCGCUUGGUUGGGUCCUGGAGCUCGCCGAGGCUGAGCAGCCGUCCAGGUUGCCCUUGCGACCAAUCCCGAAGGAGAACCGCCAGCGCCACCUGCACACCGGAUUCCGACGCAGCCUGUUCCAGGCCUACGUAUUGCCUGCGAUGCAGCACGGGGCUGCUUUUCUUGAUGAUGCAUCUGUGCGUCGCCUUGAGAAGCAGUUUAUUGGGGUCGACGUUUGCUUGGCUGGCCGGCAGGCGCCCCAGGCGCGGCUGCGGACGUCAAGAAGGCCCAGGCAAACCUGUUUGGCCGUUUUUGUUCAGCUGACCCGCAUGGUGCUCACCGUAGUUUGGCAGGCCGCGUAUUUCGCUAUGCCCCGAAUUGUCCAACGUCAUGGGCGCAGCAAGUUCGUGGCAUCUUGUGUGUUUCUGACAUUCCUUUGCCAGAUGCUUUCGGUGUUGGUCCUGGCUGUAUGCAUCGAUCAAUGUUACGGCAUUUCAGCCAAGAAUACUUUGCAUGAUUUUGCCCUCCCGCCACAGGCACUGAUGUGGAGCUUUUCCCCGCCACACGGGCGCCUUGAGGGCUACUGCUUGGAGGGAAACAACAUCGAUCUCUGGAACAGUGGAAGCAGCAUUGUGUCCGUCCAGCCUUGGAACGCAUUGGUUGGCAGAUGCGACGCGGUGAAGUUGACCAACUCCCGUGUGGUCACCAUCCUUUCAUGGAUGGACGUGCAGCUCGGCACCGUGGUCUACGUCACCCUUGCCUUUGCGGCGCAGCAGAUUGGAGCUUCAUUCAUGCCGACGUCAGCGACGCAGGGAUGGGCGCGUCGCUGGUGGGGCGUCCUGUCGGUCGCUCUGCAGCGUGCCGUGGCAAGUUCCGUGCUCGGGGUUGUUUGGACCAUGCCACCACUCCCCGGCGUGCCGGACGACGUGCCGCUAGGCGAUGUCCUUGACCUCGCUGAGGCGGCCACGCCCAACCGAUUGCCUUUGCAGCUGUGA